ACGGUGGGACAGGCUGCAGUGGGUAAAAAAAAUCGAAAACCUGUCGUCUGCUUCUGUGAACAUGUAUUUCAAAGUACGUGCUGCAACAAAAGAAGACUGCAAAGAAGUAUCGCGAAUGAUAAUGGAGUUGGCGGUUUAUGAGAAAAUGCCUGACCAAGUGAAGAUAUCGCAUGAAGAACUGGAGCAUGACGGUUUCUGCCAGAAUCCCUUCUUUGAAUGCCUUGUUGCAGAAGUACCUGAGGAGCAUAAAUCAAAUGAAGGAUUCACAGUUGUCGGAUACGCCCUUUACUUUUACACUUACAGUACAUGGAAGGGACGGGCAGUAUACUUGGAGGAUCUGUAUGUGAUGCCAGAAUUCAGAGGGAAUGGGAUUGGCAAGGGUUUACUGAGCAAAGUUGCUGAGGUGGGGAAAAAGAAGCAGUGUGUGCGGUUGCAGUUGUCUGUGUUGAACUGGAAUACUCCUACUCGAGAUUUCUAUGCGGCUAAAGGAGCUCAGGAUCUGACUGUCAGUGAAGGCUGGCACUUUAUACGAUUUGAUGGACAAAACCUGGACAAUUUAGCAAAUGAAGCACCUAAAGAUUAGUUUUUCAAGGAAAAUAUGCACACGGUUUGUUUUCUACUAUAAACUCUCACCCUCUGUAAAACAUUGGUAAAAUAAGCUUCAGUGCACUGAUUUGAAGCCAGUCAAAUUUACUAGGACCUACAUAUGAUUACCAGCCAUGCAGUCGUGGUAUUGUUUUCACCUUGUGAGUCUACGUCUGUUGUCAUCAUGGCAAAACAUGUUCCUGGAGACACCCUCUGUAGCAGGAACUAUGGGACAGUUUUGAGUUCUUGGUAGGUGUUUAUGUGUCCGUCUGUCAGAUAGAUUUUGUCACUGUGAUAGUGUCACAACGGUGCAAGAUACAGUCAGGAAACUUUACAGGUGUGAUGUUGAUGAUCAAAAACCAAAUUGAAGGCCAGGUUUGAAGAUGCGUACCCUUGUAAUAAUGUAGUAUUGAUUGCUGUGUACUCAUGGGUCAGAACAUCAGCAUGUUGACAGGCACCACGGCUGGUGUGAUCCCAAAACAAGAUUGUCUCUAGUAAAUAAAGAUGAUGGUAAAUUAUCAAUAAUGAAUUUGAUCUGAAUAAAUCCAAUCCCAGAUGUGAUACCACAUUUUUCCAGCAGGUGGCACAUAGAACUCCUCUUUUUCUGCACACUGAGGCCUGUACAAUCUACAUCAGAUAAUAGUAAAGUAGUAAGUCAGAGGAGCUUGAUUUGCUGCUUGGUCUUGGAAGAUGCCACUCUGUUGAAAAUAAUAAUAAUUUAAUUGAAUUAGUCAACUCUGAAUGCAGAGACUUAAUGGGCCAUACUUUCAGGUCUCUCCUGGUUAAUGGAGGCAAAGGAAAGGAGGAUGUGCAAACAAACUCAGUAACCGAAAACACUGUUAUUUGUUACGUUUUUUUUAUUGUUUUAUUACUAAUAUUGCCCAAUAGUUCUGUUCAUCACUCUAAUGGAAAUCAUAAUGUCAUUAAAAUUCUCAGUAUUGAGUGCAACAGUCACUGAAAAUUUAUUUUUGUAUAAAAUAUACUCAAAUCCACAGGAACAUAUGUAAAAUUACCCAUAAGAAAACUGUAUGACAGUACAUUUGAAAUUCACACACA
Molecule: messenger RNA, 1641 nt
Organism: Seriola dumerili (greater amberjack)
Lineage: Eukaryota; Metazoa; Chordata; Actinopteri; Carangiformes; Carangidae
Gene: sat2b
Product: diamine acetyltransferase 2-like
Exons: 6
Coding region: 62-583 (173 amino acids)
Molecular function (GO): N-acetyltransferase activity
Source: RefSeq, a predicted model, not a curated record